Molecule: messenger RNA, 333 nt
Organism: Penicillium crustosum
Lineage: Eukaryota; Fungi; Ascomycota; Eurotiomycetes; Eurotiales; Aspergillaceae
Product: glycoside hydrolase family 3 protein
Exons: 1
Coding region: 1-333 (110 amino acids)
Biological process (GO): glucan catabolic process
Molecular function (GO): beta-glucosidase activity
Source: RefSeq, a predicted model, not a curated record
AUGUUCGACCAGGCCGUAGAGGUCGCACGCAGCUCUGACGUGGCCGACGUAAUGGUCGGUCAUAACAAAGACUCCGAUGGAGAAGGGGAUGAUCGAACGAGCUUGAACGCUCCGGGCCGCACGAAUAAUCUAGUGAGUGCCAUCUGUGCUGCCAACCCCAAUACCGCUAUUGUCGUUCAGUCUGCUAGCGCAGUUAGCAUGCCGUGGAUUGAGCAGGCACACGCUAUCGUACUCGGAUGGUACCAGGGACAAGAGAACGGCAAUGCUUUGGCGGAUGUGCUACUCGGUGAAUGCAACUUCUCCGGGAAGACUUCUAUCACAUUUCCCACCUAA